AUGAGCGUCUCGGACUCCUCACAUCGUCCUUCGGACCCUGGGAGCGUCUCUGCUCCCGCCCAGAAGGACCGCCUUGACCUACCUUUGCCCGACCCGAGAACCCCCUCCUGGCCACCUUCCCCAGAUGAGGAUCCCAGUUUGCCCCCCUUUCCUUUGGAAGAGCCUGUCCCCAGGCCCAUGGCCCCAGGGAGCCUUCCCUCUCCAGUCUUGUCCCUUGAGGAAGAAGAGGAGGAAGACGACCAAGAUGAACAAGACGCGGCAGAGCCCGAGGAGCUGCGCAGCGAGGAACAUCCCAGCCAGUUUUUCGCGGAGGCACAGCGGCUGCGGGAGCAGAGGUUGUUGUUGGACGAAGAGGUGUCAGUUGAGGGGCGAGUAUACGGGGUGCAUCGGGUAAUCUUGGCUGCAAUUAGCAGCCUCUUCCGUGACAGGCUGCUGGGUGGCAGAGGUCCACGACCCCCCCUCAGCCUGGACGUGGCCGCCGGGGCCUGGGAGGCCGUACUGACAUUUGCCUAUGAGGGGUUGCUGGGCCCUGCACGGCUGGGAGAUGUGCUGGUCGUGGCAGAGGCCCUGGGAGCGCCCCGGGUGAAGGCCGUGGCCCAGUGGAGAUGCAAAGGGGCUGGAAGCGCCAGGGAAGAUGAAAAGCAGCCCAGCCAGGCAGAGGAGCUGAGGGAGAACCUGCGGAGCAUUGAGCUCCUAUACCAAGAGGGCAUCGGGUGUGACCUGGAGCUGGAGGCAGGCGGCUGCAGGCUGCGGGUGCACCGAGCAGCCCUGGCCUGUGGCAGCGAGUUCUUUGGUGCCAUGCUCCUGAGCGGGAUGAGGGAAUCCCAGGGCACAGAGGUGUCUCUGCACACUAUCUCUGCCCAGGACCUGCGACUCCUCGUCUCCUUCGCCUACUCCGGGGUUGUGCGGGCAAGGUGGCCAGGACUGCUGAGAGCUGCCCAGGCUGCUCUCCAGUACCAGAGCUCUUCCUGCCUUGCUCUGUGCCAGAGAGCCUUGGCUCGGGGCCUCAGCCCCGCACGUUGCCUGGCCCUGUUCCCCAUAGCGGAAGCCCCGGGCUUAGAGAGGCUCUGGAGCAAAGCCCGUCACUACCUCCUCACCCACCUGCCUGCUGUGGCUUUGUGCCCCACUUUCCCUUCUCUACCGGCUGCCUGCCUGGCUGAGCUCCUGGAUAGCGACGAACUACACGUGCAAGAGGAGUUCGAGGCCUUCAUGGCUGCGUGGCGUUGGUUAGCUGCCAACCCUGAGACCCAGGAGUCAGAGGCCAAGGCCCUGCUUCGAUGUGUUCGCUUCGGCCGCAUGUCCACCAGAGAGCUGCGGAGGGUGCGGGCCGCGGGGCUGCCUCCACCCCUGACCGCGGACUUGCUGCAUCAGCUCCUGGUAGAGGCUGCCGUUCCAGGUCAAGAGCGGCGCAGGGAGCCUGACCAGGCACUGGUAGUGAUUGGCGGGGACGGGCUCAGAGCAGACAUGGCCAUAAGACAGCCGUCGCGAGGAGUGUGGUGGGCGCGCGCCUUCUGCUGCGGCACGGGACUGGUGCGAACCGUGGAGUGGGGGCGGCUGCCUGCCCUGCCUGCCCCGGGGCGCUUCCGGCACGGGGCUGCGAGCCUCGCAGGAAGUGAGCUCUACGUGUGUGGGGGACAGGAUUUCUACAGCCACUCCAACACCCUGGCUUCGACUCUCAGGUGGGGCCCCAGUCAAGAGGACUGGGAGGAGAUGGCGCCUUUGUGCCAGGCUCGGAGCUUUUUUCCCCUGGUGGCGCUGGACGGACUACUUUAUGCCCUGGGCGGCCGAAACGGUGGCGUCGCCCUCAACUCUGUGGAGACCUAUCACCCCGAGCUGAAUGUCUGGAGGCCGGCACCUGCUCUUCCAGCACCACGCUUUGCCCACGCAGCUGCGGUUCUGGAGGGCCGAUUGUACGUGAGCGGUGGCUGCAGCGGGGCUGGCCAAUACCUGGCCUCAUUGCUGCACUAUGACCCCAAACUUGAGAAGCCAGGGGUGCUUCUGAGCGCUAUGGGGGUACCUCGGGCUGGCCACGUCAUGGCCGCUCUGGGUGGACGGUUGUAUGUCGCGGGUGGGCUAGGUGAGACUGGGGACCUGCUGAGCUUCGAGGCCUAUGAACCAAGGACUGAUAGCUGGACUCACCUGGCACCCUUGCCCUCCCCCCAUGUGGGGGCCGCAGGGGCUGCGCUGCAGGGAGAGCUUCUGGUGCUGGGGGGCUACAGCCACCGUACUUACGCCCUCUCCCACCUUAUCCAUGCAUAUUCUCCCGGCCUGGGCCGAUGGCUCUGCCUGGGAACUCUGCCAAGGCCUCGGGCUGAGAUGCCUGCCUGCAUCCUGACCCUGCCCACUGUGCAGCACAUAGCUUUGGUUCCCACACGGCACCAAACCAAACCUGCUGGGUGA
Molecule: messenger RNA, 2400 nt
Organism: Puma concolor (puma)
Lineage: Eukaryota; Metazoa; Chordata; Mammalia; Carnivora; Felidae
Gene: KLHL33
Product: kelch like family member 33
Molecular function (GO): protein binding
Source: RefSeq, a predicted model, not a curated record